CUUUCUCAUGGAGGUCUCAUAGAAAGUACUCGAAAUAUUUGUUGAAAAUGCAAAUAUCCGUUGUAUUGUUGAAAAAAUAAUUAAACGGACUAUUUAAUUCUGGUAUAAACCAAUAUUGGGUCCAUAUAAAAAAAGGCAUCGGAAGAUAAAGCGUCGUUAUCCAUUUUGGGUCAUUACAACCAACAGGAUAUUUAUAAAAAUAUUAGUGACUAAUGAGAGCGAGUGAAAGUGAUAACUAUCUGUGACUAUAUUAAUCAAACACUAAAGAAAACUAUUUAUUUCUCGCCCUUCUAACGUAAUCGGUGGUCGACAAAAAAUGAUUCAAACAUAGAUCUACCACAAAGACAAACUUCUGACUACUUUCCGAAACAGUUAUAUGCUAAGUAUCGAAUAGAUGAUUAAUCAAUUAAGAAGCUGUUAUACCAUCAUUUUUUCUAAUUGGACAUAUAAAGAGCUAGCACCCCUAAGGGACUUAAAUGCCGUUCUCGUCUACUUCUCGUGUAACAAUCGAUUCCAGAGAAGCGAGAGAAUGCUCGAUAAUUUUCAAAGCAUUUACGACUUCAACAUUUAAGUGGCGUCUCGACCUGCCUAAAAGAUCGUCAAAAGCAGCUUGGCAGAAUAACAGUUGAUCUACUACUAACCAUACACAGAAUCACUUCUACUAACAUUGUGCGUGGUUUUCGCCAUUGCCUCUAUGGCAAACUGUGGAGAACUACAUGGACAUCUCAGCCCUCCCGAAUCAGGCCUUAGCUUUAGUACAGGAUACGGAGAUGCGGCACCAAGCGUUCCACUAAGUGCUGACCUUUCACCUGCGGUCAACCUCCAUGGACAUGGCUAUGGACAUUCUUCAGCCCUUAGUUCAUCAGUUUCUCUAGAUGGCGCUAGCCUUUCACAGAGUUUCGCUUCCGCCGCAAGUCAUAGUGACGCCGGUUUGGGAACUCACGGGCAUAUUGGUGAUAGCUUUUCUGGAGGAGCCCUAGGAGGACACGGAUUUUCUGGAGGAAAUCUUAUAGGAGGCGCAGAUUUUAGUAAUGGCUUUUCCGCAUCCGCAGGAGGGAUACAGGGAUUUGCUCCUUUAGGGAGCAAUGGGGCAUCAAUUGUAGAUCAUACAGUAUCCAAUGGAGUUUCAGGAAAUGGAGGAGGCUUUGGAAACAAUGGAGGAUUAGGAUUUGGAGGUGGUUUUGGUGGAAUUGGAGGAGGCGUUGGAGGUGGCAUUGGAGAUUUUGGAAGUGGUAUUGGAGGACCUGGAGGUAGUGUUGGAGGAAUAGGUGCACCUCUAGUCGGUGGAGGACCAGGAAACGUGGGUGGUCCAAUAGGAGCUCUCGGAGAUCUGGGACCACAUCACGGACCUCUGCAGGAUGCAGGCACUACAUAUGAUCACAAGUAUCAAAGAGUUCCAGUACCACAGCCUGUCCCUGUACAAGUUCCUGUGGACAGGCCUUAUCCAGUACCGGUACCAAUUCCCAGACACGUCGAUGUUCCAAGAGCAGUACGUGUGGAAGUACCAACUCCAGUAAAGGUUGAAGUUACGCGCCCAGUAAAAAUUCCUGUUCCCCGACAUGUUCCCGUUCCCGUAAAAACACCCGUGUAUCAUCAAAUACCCACACCGGUUCAUGUUAAAGUGCCAAAACCUUAUCCAGUUGUAAUUACUAAGCCUUAUCCUGUUCAUGUACCUGUAAAAGUGAAGGUUCACAUUCCAGUUCCAGUUGAAACUCAUGCUACUCAACAUUUGGGUAUUCAUGCUCAUAGUGGGCACGUUACUUUAAUACACCACCACGAUGACCAUGGUCAUCAUGGACAUCAUAGUAGUUGGUAGUUUUUGGACUGAAUUUUUUAAAAAUUGUUACAUGUUCUAGUCAACUUUUUAUUUAAUAUUGUUAUGUUUUUUUUGUAAUAAGAGUUUACAAGUGAUUUUACUAAAAGAUGCAGAUUAAAAUAUAUAGUAUUGUUUUAAACAUAUAAGUGAUUUUUAACUUACCGUACUAUUAGUUUGAAAUGAUGAAUGAAAUCAAAGUUCUCAAGACACAGGGCUUUCAAAUUGCUAUUCUUUAUCUUACGUGAAACAGAGAAUGUCAAAAAUCUGUAUUAUUAAAGAGAAAAAAUGGCAGAUAGUCACAAUGUAUUUUACGAUUUAUAAUCUUAUCAACUUAUUUUUAUAUAAAAUAAACACAACAAAAUGCUUAACUCCCUCUAAAGUCGAGUGGCUUUAAAUUUUAUGCACAGCAGUUAUCUCUCCGGAUACACUUUGAAAU
This is a messenger RNA of Anthonomus grandis grandis, 2252 nucleotides long. Its product is annotated as PE-PGRS family protein PE_PGRS16-like. The transcript has 2 exons. The record is from RefSeq and is a predicted model, not a curated record. NCBI's taxonomy places the organism in Eukaryota, Metazoa, Arthropoda, Insecta, Coleoptera, Curculionidae. Bases 695 to 1816 code for a protein of 373 amino acids.